Acanthoscelides obtectus is the source of this 1221-nucleotide messenger RNA. The record is from the annotation of a GenBank genome assembly. Lineage: Eukaryota; Metazoa; Arthropoda; Insecta; Coleoptera; Chrysomelidae.
AUGGAGGAUUACCAGCAGAAAACAGCAGAAAUAUUUAAUGAGCAACAUGAGAACACUAAAUUUCGGGAAACUGGGUCAGUCGCCAAUAAAGAACGCAACAUUGAAAAUCCCAUAAGGAACGAAGCAAUAGAAGUGGGGGUUUUAGGGCAAGUUUAUGUAGAUCCUACGUUAAGUACCCGCAAAUUAGAGACUGUCUGUGGUGUUAGUCGACGUACUGUCCAACGGAUUCUAAAGGCCCAUAGUUUUCAUCCGUAUAAAAUUCACCUGGUACAAGAACAUAAUGAAGACGAUUUUGAUCGGCGAUUACAAUUUUGUGAAGAUAUGAACGCCAUAGAUCCUGCAUUAACAGCCAUAAUUGAAAAUCAGAAUGAUCGACGUUUCCAGAUCGAUGGAUUGGUAGAAGAGGUGCCAGAUUUAUCACCUUUGGAUUUCUUUAUGUGGGGUCAUUUAAAAAGCAAAAUCUAUGCUACUCAGACAACAUCAUUAGAAGACCUGCCACAAAGAAUUGUGAAUGAGUGCCUUCAAAUUACUCCUCACAGCUCACACGAAUCAUCUGUAAACUACGACCGUGAGCUGGAUGCUAUUCUGGAAAGGUACGAAGAAGCGGCCAAGAACGAGGACCAUUAUCUGCUGUACACGCAGUUUCCAAAUGGAUCAUACCAAAUUGGAUGCGGUCUAAGCCCAGCGAGAUCAUUUACUCCUGCUGUAAUUGUGUGGAACUCAUCACGGUUGAAACUAUCUUUCAGUUCCUAUGAGUGGGAACAAUUAAUCACCCAGCUCAAUGUGGUAACGGUGAAGGAGACGGAGGAGCAGGAGGAGGAGAAGAACCUUCCUGACAAGUAUGAUCCUGUCGAAAUCGAGUGCGGUGACUAUUGCAGAAUUCGACGACUAAUCUAUGAUAGUACGAAAAUUCUCGAAAUAACCAAGCACAACAUUAGUUUCUACCUCUCAGAAAUGGACGUGAACGCUCUUUUAGAAGCAAAUAAUGAACUUUUAGUACCGUAUAUGUCUAUGCUAGAAACUGUUGAAUUUCCAAGCUAUUAUUAUAAUGCGCUUAAGAUUGUUCGAGCUAGUUUUAAUGAUCAAAAUUAUACGUUUUCAGAUGCUAUUCAAAAAUUGUAUACAUUUAAGCUCGUAGGCUGUACUUUACAACAUAUAGCGUUAGGACAACAUAUAUUUUUCUAUAGACAUAGGAUCGCUAAUGAUCUUGAACGAUUUUAA